Molecule: messenger RNA, 243 nt
Organism: Adineta ricciae
Lineage: Eukaryota; Metazoa; Rotifera; Eurotatoria; Adinetida; Adinetidae
Source: the annotation of a GenBank genome assembly
AUGAAAGCAACAAUAACAUCUUAUAUUAAAUCAUGUGAUAAAUGUUCACAAUUCAAUGUCGAUCGGCAUAAACCACCAGGAUUUUUACAACCUAUUCAACCACCUAAUGAAGAUUUUCAAGUAGUAGGUAUGGAUUGGUGGGGACCAACCACCACUUCGCUUUCUGGAAAUCGAUAUGUUUUAGUUAUAACUGAUCGUUUAUCUGGUUAUGUUUUUGCUAAAGCAUCACCUACAAAUACAGCU